CGCUGGUCGCUGCCGUGCCGUUCGCGCCGCGAUGAUAACCUGGGUACUCACAACAGCGGCCGCCGGAUUACUUGCGCUGGUAGUCUUUCAAAUAAUUGUUUAUCCUUACUUUUGGGAUGACUUGAUUUAUUACCUUAAACUUCGAAACGUAGGACGGAUGACGAGGCGCAGGAUGAAGAAUGGGGUCAUCACUUUGCUUGACUGCUUUGUUGACCAGGCGAGGAAAAUCCCGGAGAAACCCUUCAUUAUUUUUGAGGAUCAAGUACUUACGUACCGAUACGUGGACAGACGGAGCAACAGAGCGGCACAGGUAUUCAGGACAGAGGGUCGUGCGAAGCGGGGAGACACGGCCGCUCUACUCAUGAGCAAUGAGCCCGAUUUCAUUUGCGUCUGGUUCGGACUCUGCAAACUUGGUUGCCAAGUCGCGUUUCUGAACUUUAACGUCAAAUCCAAGUCACUUCUUCACUGCAUCGAAAGCUGCGGGGCCAAAAUGCUCGUCGUAGGCUCAGAUCUGGUGAGCUCCCUGGAGGAGGUGCUGAGCGCCCUGCGGGACGGGGGGGUCGAGGUGUGGGUGGCGGGCCCCAGCGCGCCCCGCCGGGGGGUCAACACGCUGCAGGACAAGAUGGAGGCGGUGUCCGAUGACCCCCCACCCGUGGAGGGGGACGCUCAAACGGACAUCACCUCCACCUUCCUGUUCAUAUUCACGUCUGGAACCACAGGGCUGCCGAAGGCUGCACGGAUCAGCCACCUGAAGGCCGUGAUGUGUCUCUGCUUCCUGCGCAUGUGUGGAGCCAAGCCCAGCGACCGCGUCUUCAUCGCGCUCCCGCUCUACCACAUGUCCGCCUCCCUGCUGGGCAUCGGGGGGUGCAUCGAGCUCGGAGCGACAUGUGUGCUGAAGAAGAAGUUCUCUGCCAGUCAGUUCUGGAAGGACUGCCAGGAGCACAGAGUCACCGUGCUGCAGUACAUCGGGGAACUCUGCCGCUACCUGGUCAACCAGCCCAAGGUUGCCGAGGAGACGGCGCACUGCGUGCGCAUGGCGGUGGGCAGCGGGCUGCGGCCGGACGUGUGGCGGGAGUUCCGCCGGCGCUUCGGGAACGUCCAGAUCCGCGAGUCGUACGGCCUGACGGAGGCCAGCCUGGGCUUCCUCAACUACACCGCCGAGGUGGGGCCCAUCGGCCGCGGCGGGCACUUCAACAAGCGCAGUCUGGCGUUUGAGUUGCUGAAGUAUGACCCAGUGAGCUACGAGCCGAUCCGGACCGAGUCCAGGCGCUGUGUGAAGGCCCAGAGAGGAGAGACGGGAAUUCUGGUCGCCCCGGUAACUGCCAUGAACCCGUUCCUGGGGUACGCGGGAGACCGGGCGCUGUCGGAGAGGAAGCUGAUCCGGGACGUCUUCACGCCGGGGGACGUCUACUUCAACACCGGAGACCUGAUGCUGCAGGACUGCCGCGACUUCCUGUACUUCAGAGACCGGAUCGGUGACACGUUCAGGUGGAAGGGGGAGAACGUGGCCACCACGGAGGUGGCGGAGGUCCUGGGGGAACUGGACUUCCUGCGGGAGGCUAACGUGUACGGAGUGAGCGUCCCAGGGUACGAAGGUAGGGCAGGCAUGGCGGCCGUCGUUCUGCAGCCAGACCAGACGCUGGACGGGGAGAAACUCUACAGCCAUCUGAGAGACAAUCUCCCAGCUUAUUCCUGGCCCUGGUUUCUGAGAGUUCAGUCCUCCCUGGACGUGACGGAGACCUUCAAGCAGCAGAAAGGGAGGCUGGUCCAGGAAGGCUUCUGUCCCCAGCGAGUCCCGGAGCCCCUCUACUUCCUGGACGCCUCCGAGAAGACCUACGUCCCCCUGACCGAACCCGUCUACGACGGCAUCGUCUCGGGCGAGAUCAGACUUUGAGGACAGCCGCCCAGAUUCACCGCAUGCAGAAAAUAACCACACUAUCCUCCACGCUGUAGAGGCGUACCCCCGGAGGUCAGCGCUACAGAGGAAGCACCCGGACAGCGGAGUUUAAACCGCACCAGACCACAGCACUCAACCUUCUCCGUUCACUGAGGUAGAUGAGAAUGGAAAAAUGAACACUCUUUAGCAAUGAGCUUCGUCUCUAUCAAGAAACAUCAACACUAGCCAUUCUUUCGAUUGAGUAAAAUUAACUCACUAGCGAUGAGCUUCCCUUUAGAGUAAAAUUAACUCACUAGUGAUGAGCUUCCCUUUAGAGUAAAAUUAACUCACUAGCGAUGAGCUUCCCUUUAGAGUAAAAUUAACUCACUAGCGAUGAGCUUCCCUUUAGAGUAAAAUGAACGGUCGCUAGUGGCUUUACCCACACGCGGCUGCUCUGUGCUGUCCAAUCAUGUGAUGAGGGCAGGAUCAGGGAUCAUGUGACCUGGAUCAGUACAUUUCAUUUGAAAUGCCUUCAUAUCCAACAGUCAGAGUUCCUUGGAGCUUGAGCAUGACUUGAGUAUCUUGAUUGUUUACUGAUUAAUACACAUGGCCUUCUUUUGAGAUGGCCUCUCACUCACACUGACUGAACUAGGGGUCUAAGACAAGGGUUCAAGAACAAUAACUGACCAAAAAAGGCUCUCUGUGGUCAUCUCCCAAGCAAGAGAACAGUGCUCUACAAAUGUCUUCAAAUAAACUAAUACAAUUGUCCCAAACUUCCAGGGGAAGAUUACAUUUUUGUUGCCAUAUUUAAGGUGAUUUUGACUUACUCAUACAUUUUCACAACUCAAAUGAUUUGUGUUUACAAUCAUGAACAUUGCUGUACACACUAGUGCAUUAGCAUUGUGUCCGUUGAAUAUAUGCCACGCAAAUGUCAAGCAGUCCGUUUCCUUUCCAGAUAAUGCUCCUUGGAGGGGUAAUGUUGUUCAAAUUUGGUCUUGUAAACAGUAAACAGACGUGAUGGCAUUCCAUUGAGAUUUUAUAUCCCUCAGCUAAUGACUGGACAUGCAGGGUUAGGGGUGUCCUGGGACUGUACAGCUAAGGUAACGCAGAAUAUGCUCUGUGUAGAUUAGUGCUACCUAUAGAGUAACCAGCACUGAGGCAGCUGAAAAUAUUAGCGGUAACAGUGUCCUGAAUAUGUAUUUGAAGUGUAAAUAAUGCAAGGUAUAGUCAGCAGGAUAAUGUCACGCAUGUUUAGACGUGAAUGUUUCACACAGUUCAGAAUCCGUAUAACUCAAAAAACCUGCUGUACAGAUGUUCCGCAGACUGCCGGGGCUGACUGCCCCUUGAUCAAAUGCACGUGUAUCUUUUUUUCUGUGUGUCUCAGUACACAAAAAUGCACACCACAGUCCACAUUUUACUGUGCAUUGUAAUCGUAACUCUUUAAUAUGUAGACUUGUUGUUAAUAGAUGUACUUCCUAAAUAAAAAAUAAACACAACGGAUGCUAA
Molecule: messenger RNA, 3382 nt
Organism: Conger conger (European conger)
Lineage: Eukaryota; Metazoa; Chordata; Actinopteri; Anguilliformes; Congridae
Product: long-chain fatty acid transport protein 6
Exons: 10
Coding region: 32-1894 (620 amino acids)
Molecular function (GO): long-chain fatty acid transmembrane transporter activity; long-chain fatty acid-CoA ligase activity
Source: RefSeq, a predicted model, not a curated record